Coniosporium apollinis CBS 100218 is the source of this 969-nucleotide messenger RNA. RefSeq lists its product as uncharacterized. The transcript is spliced from 3 exons. The coding region runs from base 1 to 969 and encodes 322 amino acids. NCBI's taxonomy places the organism in Eukaryota, Fungi, Ascomycota, Dothideomycetes. The record is from RefSeq and is a predicted model, not a curated record.
AUGGACGACCAAGGAAGGCAGUCGACCGUGGCUGCGAACCAAUUCAACGCAUUCCACCGUUUGUUCCCGCAAAAUCUUGACCCGGCAGCGCGGUUCCACGAGGGGCUCGGCGCGGGCUUCCCCACGGCCAUGCCCGCUGCACAUGGCGGCGCCGGAAUCGUGCAGCAGCCACGAGGACUCUCCUCGGUGCCGCAGAGCCUCUACGCCAACCAGACCGUACCCACACCAACGACUUCAACGCCGCAGCAAUCAGCACCGUUCCUGACAAGCGCCCCGCCGCACCACAUCUCCCCGUAUACCAACCCUCAGCGCAGUUCCGCCUCGAAUCCGUCUCUCCAGUCGCCCAUGGCAGCCCCGCCUGUCCCGCCACAGCCCCCAGCGCUUCCCCAGCAAGCCCAGCAACCGCCGCCGCAAGCUCCCUUAAGCGCCGGACCCCAAUCGCAAUCGCAACCACAACCGCCACAGUCACCGCGCACGCAAGCGCGCGAACGAGAGCGCAUCUCGCUCCUCCUAGAGAUAAACCGUGAGCUGCUCCAGGAAGUCCUCCGGCUCCAGGCCGAGGGGAAGGGCGGCGACGUGCAAGCGCCGGCGCAGCCCGUAAAAGACGAGUCCAACGGCGCUGCACCAGCCAAUCCCGCGAAGAAGGCGGUGGCAGCGCCCGAGUAUACAGACUCAAUGCGCCGCCUCCAAGCCAACCUCUCCUACCUAGUCGCAACCUCGCAAAAGCCUCACAGUCCCCAGCUGGCAGGCCCGGCGAUCAUGAGUCCGCCGCCUUCGACCGCCCCGCCCGCGCUCACCGAGAUGUAUACCCGGCUGCAGGCGUUGUUUCCCGGGUGGAAGGGACAGCUGCAGCAGAGCAAGGCGUCGCCAACUCCGCAAGGGGGUGGGGGCGGGGGCGGGGGCGGAGGUGGAGGCGGAGCGGGCGCGCAGACGCAGGGCUCGCCGGGAGCGCAGGCGCUGCAGACGUGA